This is a messenger RNA of Anopheles coustani, 2065 nucleotides long. Its product is annotated as chymotrypsin-2-like. Gene Ontology annotation, biological process: proteolysis. The record is from RefSeq and is a predicted model, not a curated record. The transcript is spliced from 3 exons. The coding region runs from base 83 to 829 and encodes 248 amino acids. Gene Ontology annotation, molecular function: serine-type endopeptidase activity. NCBI's taxonomy places the organism in Eukaryota, Metazoa, Arthropoda, Insecta, Diptera, Culicidae.
GGUAAAGCAUAGAAAAUACCUUAGUGCACUUUAUAGCAUUCAUUACCAACUUUGUUACCACAAAACAUCUGAAUAACCGACGAUGAAAGUAGAGAGUUUUUUUCAAACAGUGCUAGUAAUAGCAGGAGUGAUCUUACUGAAAAUUAAUCAAGUGCAUUCAAUUGUUGGUGGUCGUACUGCAAUGCCGGGAACUGCGCCGUACAUCGUAGCGGUGCGAGAAGGCUCGGUGUUCAUUUGUGCUGGGGUAUUGAUCAAAUCCAAUUGGGUCCUCACCACAGCUCAAUGUGUCAACGAGAAAAAUCUAGCAGAUCUAACCAUACUGGCUGGUUCCCAUCGCCUACUGACGAACAAAAAAAAUAUUCUUAUUAGUGAGAUUGUAAAACAUACGGAAUAUAACACUACGUCGGGUGCUCAUAAUCUAGCGCUUCUGAAACUCGCUGCACCUGUAACACGUUCGUCUCGUAUUAAUAUAAUUUCACUUAAUGAUGUAACUGUUGCAUCACGAAUAGUGACAAAUUUGUUUGGUUGGGGAUCCCUUGCUUACGCUAGUACGUCGUACUCAAACAUCUUGCAGAACUUAGUCCAACGAACCUUAUCAACAACUGACUGUCGCCCAUGGAUUGCGAAUCUUGCGGAUGGUGAUAUUUGCGCUUUGAUACAGCCUGGCCAAGCGGCAUGUACGAGGGAUGAAGGAGGACCUUUAGUAAAUUAUCAAACAAACACACUUCUUGGAAUUUAUAGCUACGGUACACAAUGUAGCGGAAGGGUACCGGAUGUAUUUGUUGAUGUAUACAGUCACAAAACGUGGAUUGAUGCUACUGCCGUAUAAAAAAAAGCCAAAUGUAUUAAAAUGAAACCGCAAUACUAAAAAUAUAUAAUUUCGAACGUGAAAUUUGAUAUUUGCUAACAAAUUUCUUGUCUAGUGUCCAUUUCUUGUUACGAAGACACGGAAAUUUACGGAAUUAUUAUACGAAAAACACCUAUGUCUUGGGCGAAUUGACCCGAGAGUGAAUGUUAUAAGACAACCACUCUUUAGAGUUCAGGUGAGUUGCUCUACCGACUAGAUUGUAGGGGUAUUGCAAGCCCAAUGUAGUAUAUUGCAGUAAAUGGUAAAUAAUUGAAUGAACAGAAUCUGAACAUUAGUCAGGAAAAAAGGUGUUCGUGAUUGUCAACAAGUAAAAUGUUUGUUCGCAAACAAAUAUAUUUUAUUUAGUGAGUCUACGGAAAACUUUCACUUAAUACCUUAGCACUUUCAUUUAAUACCGGUAGUUUAAUGAGUUUUACUUCUUCUUCUUGACGUAACGACCAUGUUAGUAAUAGCCAGUGGAUAGUCAGUUCUCUCGUACAGGGUCCGGACUCGGUUGGGAUUUGAACCCACGCCGUCGAGGUGGUGAGCCUCGGCGAUUAUAGGCCGAUUUUUAACCGGCGCUAUCGCUCGGCUCUCGCAGACCUCCGUGUAGUUUAAUGAGUUAACUGUGAUCAAAUUAGUUCGAACGAAAAAAGCUACAAAGUGUGUUUUUGAAGUGUGUUCGACCGAUGGAGAUCUUCUUUGUCCUUGAUAUCCUUGUUUGGUGGAAUCAUGUGUUAUAUGUAAAUACCAGUUUCAGUUGCUGUACAUUUUGCACAUCAUCAUUGGCCUUCUGCAGAUUUUUGUUUCUCAUUAGCUUAGUUUCUAGCUUAGCAUUAGUUUCUCAGAUGUUUGUACUGACGACGAACAUUCUUGUACUCACAAAAAUCUAAGUUUUAAUAAAAUUGGUAUCAAUAACGAUAUCUUACAUUUUAAAUCUGUAGAUGUGAUAUGAUCCCACAGAGCAAUAAACAUACGCAACACACCUGCAUUCAAAAAUUACGUCCAAAAGAGAAUACGAGAAGUCUUUUAGAAAUUGGUAAUGAGUUGAUUGACAAUGCUGUAUAUAAUUUGGUACAUUUUAAUUUAAAAAACUAUUUAAAAAACCAUUAUUAGCUUAACUUAGUUUACACAAAAUUUUGUUUAUUCUUGCACAGAGUAAAGAGAAGAUAAUAAAUGGCCAAAUAAAUCGAUUAUGAUUCAUACUUUUCUUACUUU